Messenger RNA from Salvia hispanica, 1226 nucleotides. RefSeq lists its product as uncharacterized. The record is from RefSeq and is a predicted model, not a curated record. Lineage: Eukaryota; Viridiplantae; Streptophyta; Magnoliopsida; Lamiales; Lamiaceae.
UACAUUCCCACACAAAUUCAAAACAAGAAAUUCAUAUUCAAAUGAAAUCCACAAUUAUCAUGAUUUUGGCGGUUUUAGUUUCAGCUGGCGCUAUAAUUUCCAUAGCUAUGGCAGUGAAUGUAAUUCCGGCGAUAUGGUCGUUGGUUCUGCCAUGGCUGAGGCCGCCGUAUUUGCACAUCCUAAUCAACGGCAUCAUCAUCGCCAUCGCCACCGCGUCGCGAUUCUGCCGGAGCCAGACGCCUCCGCCGGCGACUCGAUCGCAGCACCUGAUUUCUGUCAAAACUCCUCCGCCGGCGUAUUAUGCGGAUUACUCACCUCCGCCGGAGGUCAGGGAUGUGGCGGAGGUACCGGAGGCGUACGAGAGUGAAGAUGCGGUUAUGGACCUGAAACCGGUGAUGGUGAAUGGUUUGGAAGUCGGCGCCGAUGCGGAAGAAGAUGAAGGCGAGGACAACGCAUUGGACGGCAGUACUUUGACGUACAAUCACCCGUUGCCAGAGAAAUUCUCGCCGGUGGAUCCAACAGGAAACGUUCCUGAGAGAAAGGCCGCUCUCGAUGAAGUUCCGGAACGGCUGGCGCCUUAUCGACACACGCGGAAAUCGAAAAGCUUCAGAGAGCGUGAGUCGCCGCGGAGUCGGAGAAACUCGAACCGGCGAAUUGAGGCGUACCUGGAUCGAUCGUUGACGUGCAACUCACUAUCGCCGCAGAAUCAAAUCGGAAACAUUCCACCAACAGGAGUUGAGGCGAGGGAGGAAGAAUACGAGACGCUAGAGAGUGCGUGGAAGAGGAUAACGGAAAAUGCAAGCCAGACACAGAUUGAAUCAACGUCGAUGUUGAUGAUUGAGAAAGCGGUAUCGCCAAGUGUGGACGAGUUGCACCAGCGAGUCGAGGCAUUCAUCAAGAAGGUGAACAACGAAAUUAGAUUGCAUAGGCAAAAUUCGUCCAAUCAGUAUAUACAACUUAAUAGUGCAGCCUAGUCCCCAUAUUAUUUUUUUUUCAAACCUUCAAAAGAUAAAAAAAAAAUCUUAGAUAAUUUGCUGCAACAUUAUAGGAUACAAUCCAACACAAGUAGGUAAGUUAUGAACUGUUUCUUUUAUUCUAUUUGUGUAUAUGUAAAUGAGGUUUUUCUUUUUUGGACAGACGUAGACAUGUAGUAGCUAUGUUGUACUAUGUUGUUUUGUUCACCCAGUGUAUUUGGCUAUGAAUUUGGAAUUUUGAGUAUUGUGAAA